CACAUUGUCACUCCACAUCAAACAGGCAGGAAACCCUUGGUGUGUGACCUCUUUCUGUGUCUACAAAGAGUAUGAGAAAAAAAGCCAGUUUACGCUGUCACUUCUGCAACGAUGACACGGCUCUAUUGGGCCAUGUUAUUGAUCGGGUUUUGUUCCAGUUCAGAGAGCACUAUAAUUGUCAAAGAACCUGGUGAGAUAAUCACCUUGAAGUGUUCCUCAGAAGGAUGCCCCCAAAACAUUGAUGGUUUUCUUGGGAUGUAUCUGUAUCAUAACUUUACUAAACAGAAUGAGGUGUAUUUUUAUAGCAAUUAUAUCAAUAGCAAAGCUACAGUGCGAGCGCAAUAUGAAGGGAAGAUUGAGACUGAAGGAAGUUUUAUGAACCAUAACAUCACCAUGACCAAUCUGACUGUGGAUGAUUCUGGUGUCUACUCUUGUGUUUACAAAAAAUUCAACCAUAGAGUCGAGUGCAACGUCUACACCGUUUUCAUACGAGAGGUGGCACCAUGUCCGGGACAAGAUGACCUUCGCACCUUGGUGUUAGUUGUCAUUACCUGCACGUUCCUUAGCGUGCUGUUAAACAUAAUCUUUAUCCUACUGAUAGUCCACAAGGUGAAACAAGGGAAGAGCUGCAGAAGAUUAUCCAGGAGUUCCCAGCAAGAACCAGAUGAUUAUGUGUAUGAAGUUAUGACCAAGAACAACCUCUACUCUUUGUCAACUUCACCGCAGCAAUCUCAAAGCCCUUAUGAGUUUUCUUAGAAGUACAGUAUCAUUAUUUAGCUUCCUGAAUUUAUCAAUCAUGCUCCAUAAUGUGUCAUUAAAAAUAAAAGUUUAAAAGUUAUUAAACUCUCAGAAAUGAAUGAAAGCUAUGCAGGAGGUACAGUGACUGUCCAACAGGAAGUAUGCAAAAUGAUCACCAAAGCUAUUUAUUACUUUAUCUAUAGAAUUAAUAUUACCGUGGAGCACAACAUUUGCACAGUAAAGCUUACUGAUUUGUUCAUUUCCAACAUGAAUACAAUUGGUGAGUGUUUCUGGCUUCUUUACUGCAAUAUAGGGCAACCAUUUUUGAGGUUUGUGGGGGAGGGAUGGACGGAGAUGUGAGCAGAAACCAACUAAGAAGAGGGGCAGGAGCAGAUCGGUAAAUGGUUUACAUGACAAACUGCAGAUUUCGCACGAUAUAUUAUUACAGACAAUUAUUCUUUGCCAUAAUAAGGUGUAUAAAACAAAUAAAUGUACAAUGAAAAAACAUGCUUUUUUCCAAGUAAAUAUAUAUUUCUAAAGGUGCUAUUGAUGUGAAAGUCUCACUAGAUUUCAGUAACAACCCAUCCAAUCCACAAAUGCAAAGAAAUCAAACCACUGAUGUUAUGUGCAAUAAUGAGAAAUCCAUCCAUUCGCGUCGCGGGGGGCGCAGGAGCCUAUCCCAGCUGUCAUAGGGCGAUAAUGAGAAAUCACACAGGGAAAAAGUUUUGAAAAUGCUUAUUGAAAUUUAUUUAACAUUUCAUACAAAAACCUUGUUGGCUGUAUGGAGAACCUAGUCACAUGCAUUGCUCAGGUUUGAUUUUGGUUCAUUUGUCCACACAAAAGUCUUAAAACCCUGAAGUUUUGUGGGCCCUUCUAUAAACUCUGAGCUUUGGUUCUUUACAUUUUCAGCUGGAUUCAGGUCAGGUUCGGCUAUUCUAGCAAACUUUUUCUUUUUCUGAACCCAACUGAGAGUUUCCUUGGCUGUGUGCUUCUCAUCAUUGUUUUGCUGAAACAUCCACCCUCAUUUCAUCUUCGUCAUCCUGGUAGAUGGCAGCAGAUUUUUAUCAAGAAUGUCUCGGUACAUUUUUCCAUUCAUUCUUCCUUCAAUUAUAUGAAGUGUGCCAGUGUCGUAAAGCUGGAAAACAGCCCCACACUGUGAUAAUCCCACCUCACUCUUGGUGUAGUAUUUUUGGGGUGAUAUGCAGUGUCUAUUGACCUACAAACAUGGUGUGUAUUAUGGCAUUCAAAGAGUUCAAUUUUGGUCUGAUCUGACUUUCAGCUUGUGUAAAUGUUGUUCAGUUGUUGCUUCAUGUAUUCGUAUUUAUGUUUUUGUGUUACAAAUGCUUAUAAAUUCUCCUAUUUUCUCCCCCUUUCUUUUUAAAAAAUUGUCAUACUACAACUAUAAUGUCAUAACUGAAAUAACAGUAAUAAAAAUUCAUAAAUAAACAGAUAAAAGAAACACAUUAACAAGAGGAGCCUGUAGAAAACUUAUAGAGCUACUCUUGGAAAAGCAAAAUGUGAUGGCACAACAGUGCAUUUAGAACAUAAUUCUGAUUGCAAAAGCUGCCAGACAAAACAAGCAAACAAACAACAAAAAACCAGAUGAUUCAGUGAUGGAAAUCAUGGCUCAGGAUGCUGUUUGAGGAAAUGGCUGAGUGCCAGUCUUCACUGGAUCGUUGCACUAGUGUUUCCCAGCUCUUCGACACUGUGAAUGUUGUUCACUUGCCUGUGAAAGAGUUUCUUACCUGCUUUUCCAGUGCAGAGGUUUGCUUGAAACCUUGAAACCCAUGGACACGCAAUUGUGAGCAGCCUCUUGUCUUGAAGUGAGCAUUUGGAUUUGAAAUUCUUUGGAUUCUGUGGAGAGCCUAAAAGGAGACUGGGACUGUCACUGUUUUUCAUUUGGAUGUUAUAGAAAAUUCACUGUAAAUGCAUUGAACUCUGACCCGGAGUCCACAUUUGAGUCCUGCAUUUGAGUUCUGCCUGCUCCAAGAACCUUGGCAGAGAUUCUGUGGUAUAAACUUCACAACUUCAUGUGUUUGUUAAAGCAACUGCACACAUUCAGAGAGUACAGGCAGAGAAUAAUUUAAG
Messenger RNA from Oreochromis niloticus (Nile tilapia), 2826 nucleotides. RefSeq lists its product as uncharacterized. Bases 112 to 756 code for a protein of 214 amino acids. Gene Ontology annotation, biological process: adaptive immune response. Gene Ontology annotation, molecular function: signaling receptor activity. The transcript is spliced from 4 exons. The record is from RefSeq and is a predicted model, not a curated record. Gene Ontology annotation, cellular component: membrane. Lineage: Eukaryota; Metazoa; Chordata; Actinopteri; Cichliformes; Cichlidae.